UCGGGACUCGGGCGACGGGUGUUGGGUUGGGCAAGGCUUCUUGUUGCUGUCGGAGACGUCGUUUGUUUUGGAGCUGGUUAUGGUCUUCCAUACUUAGAAUACGUCCUCGCAGGAAAAUCUUCAGCGUCUAGCUUUGAGCCUUGAAAUGAAUCUUUUCGGUGUGAUCAUGCUCUAAGUUGGAAAAUGAAAUGCACUUGCAAUAAGAGAAAAAAAGAUGUGCCCAAGUAUAUCAUAUAAAUGAUGUAUAAGAUCUUCCAACUCUGGCAUUACAUAUUACUUUAUUCAACAACCAGAAAUUGAAAGACAUGCUGAUUGAUUACUUCAAUGAUGGUAUCUGCUUCACAUGUCCUAAAGACAGAAGAAACUCUCAGAUGUUCUUUUCAACUGAAGUAAAAUCUGAAGAUAUUGCAGACACUUUAUGGAAGACCGGUGCCACUAAAGUUUAUGGAAAAAUUACGUGAGGAGCACCAAAAUUUUUAUUUUGAACUCCAAGAAAGCUUUAUUUCUGCAGACGACAUGGACUUCAAAUUAAGCAAUUUCACUCAAAAUGUACUGCCAGAGUGGGAAAUAUUCAAUAUAUUAUUCCCACACCAUCCUCAUUCUAACCACAUCAAGCGCAAGAGGGACAUGAUAUUCCAGAUGAUAUAUUAUCUCAUUCACAGAGGUCAAAACAAAACUUGUAACGUUUCAAGUGUGUCCAACCAAAAGUUUGCUAUGUUGUCAGAGGGAAAUUGCAUGUUGCUGUUUUUGCAAAUGUAAAGCCACUUCAUUAUGCAAAAAAUCUGCUGAAUCCAGAGCAAUCAUGAAGGGACUGAGAACAUUAUCAAUAACAUCAGCAAUUACCCUGUAUGCACAUCAAAUCGUACAUGAAGACACAUGCCCUAAUAGGCGUCAUGAUAUUUAGUGGGUACCUGAAGAAUAACCACCUGGAGACAAAGCAAAGAAUGGGAUAAAACUGGUGAUGGCCAAUGAUGUGAAAAGCAAGUACCUAUUGAAAGCCAUUCCCUACCUGGGGAAAGAUGGUACCUGGCCAAGCCAAGAGAUUGCCUACAACUGGGCCAAAUGUUUGCAAAGGAUUUGACAGAAAAGUACCACAACACCUACUGUAACACAACUACAGACAAUUGGUUUACUUAGGUACAUCUCAUUAUGGACCUGGCUCAAAACUGUGGUAUGACACUUGUGGGAACAGUGAGGGCAAAUAAGCAGGAAAUGCUGGUUGUGAUGAAAAACAAGGCCAGCUGGUUGCCUGGCAGCAGUGCCUUCCUCUUCACCAAGGACAUAAUGCUAGGUGUCCCACAUCCCCAAAACUGCAAAGAAGAAGAAUGUCCUCCUGAUGUUGUCCAUGCACAGGCAACCCACUAUGCUUGAAAAUGGGAAAUCAGAGGAUAUUCAAUUCUACAGUGAAACUAAAGGAGCAGUUGACACCUUUGAUUAGAUGUAUGCACAGUACAGCUGCAGCAGGAAGACAAAAUGGUGGCUGCUGUGCAUCUUUUUCGGAUCAUAAAUACUGCCACUAUUAAUUCUUUUAUUAUAUAAUAUAAGGCAAACACCAAGAUAGCAGGAGGCAGCGCCUCAGCGGCGUGGUUGGUAUGGUAUUAGCAUCCCACCUCGGUGGUCGCAGGUUCGAUUCUCGGCCAUUCCAUUGAGGACUGAGAGAUUUGUAUUUCUUGUGAUAGAUCGUCACUCUCGACGUGGUUCGGAAGUCACGUAAAGCCGUUGGUCCCGUUGCUGAAUAACCACUGGUUCCAUGCAACAUAAAGCACUAUACAAAAGAAAAACAAAAGAUGGCAGGAGGCAGACUUAUAUAGAGGAAAAAGUACUUGCAAGAGUUGGCAUUGCAGCUGAUCACUCUUUCAGCUGAGGAGUGCAUGAACGCCCCUACAUAGCACCAGUAGGUCAAGCUGCUUAUACGUCAGGUGUGUUCCCUCAACCCCCGCUAACAUUGGUGCUGCUGGAGGACCCCCUGCAGCUGAGAUGAAGGAGCUCAUAGUCCAAUGCUUUUUAUGCCAGUCAAACACAGACAGGAAGACCCCCUUCAAAUGCCAGACCUGCUGCCAACCUGUCUGCAUGCAACACUACUACCCCAUCUGCAGCGACUGUGUACGGCACAGUUUGAGCCAUGGGUGAGGACUGUGAGGAAACACUGCAAGAAUUCGGUUUUGUGCAAGAAAGACAUUUUCAUCCAGGGUUGUGUGCUAAAUGCUUAAAAAGUCCAUACCAUGAAAAACUGAAGCAUUGUGCGCAGUGUCAGUUGGUCUCGUAUUGUUCCAGAGGUUGCCAGAAAUCUGAUUGGAAAGUUCACAGGCAAUUUUGUUUGGCAAAUGCUGUGAAAUGUGGAAAGAAUGUCUUUUCAGAAGCCAAAACAAAAGUUACAAGUUUUAAGAGUUGGACACAGUUCAGAACAUCAUUGCAGUGUGCAGUAUCAUUGAAUCUCAAUCGUGUCUUAGAACAGUUUGAAAGGGAAGUUAUUUGGUUUCCAAAAGUUUGUGAGUUCUGUAAGGAAUCUGAUCUUUCCAAGCUGUUUCCAUGCUCUGUAUGUAAUUCAAUUUUCUAUUGUUCUAAAGAGCAUCUUGAACAAGAUAUUGACCAGCAUAUACACUGGUGUGGUGGGUAUCUUACUUGUGUCAGUGUCGAUCAGUUUUUACUUCAGAGGGAUUCAGCAGAUGUUAGUUUUGUCAUGACUAUCAAGGAAAACUUUCAGCCUCUACCAGAAGAUAUGACACAGCUUUUGAAUUCAGAGACAAGCCUCGAUCAAAAAAUGAUACCAACAGAUGGAAAAAUGCUCAAAAAAUUUUUGACAGAUGUGAGUUUUGCUGACAAGCUUGAUGUCAUAAUGUACAACAUUCUGGUGUCAGAAACUAUGACAGAUUCUAUCACACUGUUAUAUGCUCUUGAGCAGCUUUGUAUUGGAAAAGAUAAAAAGAAAAUCUGUGAUAUUACAGAGCUAAACAUUCACGUGGUAGGAGCUGAUGGUAUGAGAGAACUUGUCUCUCUGACCCAUUGGGAAUAUAUUGCCCAUCAUCUGCCAAAUCUGAGGAAAUUAAGAGUAUCAUUCGUGGGUCCAGAAGUUAUUCCUCCCAUUGAUGCUGCUGUCCCAGAUGAUUUUGUAUAUAGUGAUGGUGAAUUCCCGGUUUGUGAAGAGUGCAAACAAAGUGACAGGGGCUUUGAGUAUAGGUUCUGUAAUGUAUUUUACCACCACUAUGUCAAAAAGAAGCAUUUUUUCAAGCCUGAUGCAAUAAUAGCAUACAACUGUGGAUUUCAUGCACAUUCUGGAUUAGAAAAGGACACAUGGCCAGAAAGUCUCAAGCUGAUUAUUGCUGAUCCUGAUAUUCCUCUGAUAUUUACUUCUUUUUCUAAGGAAGAGGCUGAUAAAGAAUUACAAGUUUUGACGAAUUUACAGGAUGUCAAUAUUACGCGCCCUUCUCAGCCUAACCCAUUUAAAAGUCUGAGACCAGUUCGUGACUUCAGCAGGGAUAACAACUGCCACAUGUUUUAUGUCAAUCAUUACAUUACUUGUGUUAAUGGAGAGAAAAUAUGUAAUUAUUAAUAUUCACAAAUUACAGGAAUGUUGAGUACAACAUUGUCAUGUUAAGGCAGGAAAUACCGAGACAUAUUUUAAUAGCACUUGAGGCAGGCAAUCAGUACCUGAGUUAGGUAACAAAGCAGAAGUACAAAAAUUUACCUAGCAAUCAAGUUUUGUAUAAAAAGGAAAUGUUUAUAGUACAACAAAUACUGUAUCUAGUACUGUUUGAUAUUUGUCUUUUUCAUGCCACAAGUUAUUCUGCAAACAAUCUUUGGUGUUCAACAAAGCAGGUACAGUGUUCAAUUUAAGGUUCUCGUUCAAACAGAACAGGUAGAAUAUUAGUGUAGUUUAGACUUAGAAUAUCUGUAAUAAGAAUUUUAUUCUCAAAUGAGAAAGUUUAAUUCCCUUCCACACAGACAAACUCUGUUCGAUGUAAUGGCAUUAGUGGAGAAAUAGCGGGCAAGGUUCUGACUUUUCUUACUUCCGACGUCACAUCGAACAAAGUUCAUCAAGCAAAGCUUGACUGUGUGGACGGGGCCCUAGAUUUAAUUUCAAACCUAAUAUUUUUUAUUAUUAAAAUUUUAUGUCUUUUGGGAGUAGUGUUACAUUUUAUUUUCAAUAUUAAAAUGUUAUGUCGUUUGGGAGUGGUGUUACAUUUUAUUAGAGUUCACCAUGAUCAAGCUUUUCACAAAAAGGCACAUACUGCCAAAUUUUAGUGCCCAUGUUAUAUUAGUACAAAGAGGAAAUGGAAUUUGAUUUUUGGUUUCACAUUUUGAGUUAAUGUGAAACCACCUUUCACAAUAAGGCACAUGAAAGCCACGUUCUAGUACCCAUAUGUUAGUACAAAGAGGAAAUAGCAUGUAAUUUUAUAUUAAAGAUACACAGUGCAAAUGAAAUGGCAUUUAAUUUUUGGUUAACUAUAUGCAGUGCAAAUGAAACUAAGUUUUUGAAGAUGUGGCAUUUAUGCAUGUGACCAACUAUUACUGUAAAUUUUUAUCAUAUAAAUAUAACUUGCAAGAUAUUUUUAUUUAGAAUCUAGUGGUACAGAUAUUUCUCACUGGUAAAAUGUAUUUUAAUUU
Macrobrachium nipponense is the source of this 4605-nucleotide messenger RNA. RefSeq lists its product as uncharacterized. The transcript is spliced from 5 exons. The record is from RefSeq and is a predicted model, not a curated record. NCBI's taxonomy places the organism in Eukaryota, Metazoa, Arthropoda, Malacostraca, Decapoda, Palaemonidae. Bases 2123 to 3550 code for a protein of 475 amino acids.